This is a messenger RNA of Strongylocentrotus purpuratus (purple sea urchin), 912 nucleotides long. Its product is annotated as lactadherin-like. The coding region runs from base 114 to 911 and encodes 265 amino acids. Lineage: Eukaryota; Metazoa; Echinodermata; Echinoidea; Camarodonta; Strongylocentrotidae. The transcript is spliced from 5 exons. The record is from RefSeq and is a predicted model, not a curated record.
UGGGUAAACUGAAAGUCCGUCUUAACAGUAAUUCUGCGUGGGUAUCCGCUACGGAUGACGAAGACCCCUGGCUUCAGAUCAAAUUCGAUUCCACCUUUGUCAUUACCGCCAUCAUGACGCAAGGCAGAGCAAAUGCUGAACAACAGCGGGUGACAUCGUACACAAUUUCAUCGAGUAUGGACGGAGCAUCUUGGACCUACAACCAGGAUAUCAACACCAACACCGUCAAGGUCUACACAGGAAACUACGACUCAAAUAGUGUUGUGGUGCAUAACAUCUUUAAGCCGAUCGAAUGCCUAUUCUUUCGUAUCCAUCCAAAGACGGCCAAUGAUGACCUGCGGGCCCUCAGGCUAGAGCUCACUGGAUAUGGACCUCUCAAUGACUUAUUAGCUGCAAUGAACCGUGAAGAGGUAAGCUGUUCACGUCCUAUCCAAGGGGAAGGAAUGGGAGUGGAAGAUGGACGAAUCCCAGACUCUAGUCUCACCUCCUCGUCCGAUUAUGAUCUUAAUUACACUGCAUCAGAUGGAAGAUUAAACGGUGGAGUUACUCCAAACGAAAAGGCAGCAUGGCUUGCUAGGAAUGAUGACGUAGAUAAAUGGGUCAAGAUAGAUCUUGGAAGGACCUCUAACGUCACUGGUGUUAUCGUACAAGGCAGAUUCGAGUUGGCACAAUGGAUUACUUCUGUCAAGGUAUCCUAUUCGCUGGAUAACGUGACAUGGACUUAUGCUUUGGAACCACAAUGUGGUGAACAAAGAAUCUACGCAGCAAACUACGAUAACACCACUCCCGAGACCAUACUGUUCCCUCGACCAAUCACUGCUCGAUACGUCAGAAUACACCCACUCACUUGGAUUGGGCACCAGGCCAUGAGAUAUGAGGUUGUUGGCAUAGCUGAUCAAACGGAACUUUGAA